GCCGCCUCCGCGCGCGGGGGCCUGGCCACUCGGAGCAGCUCCGCCGCGGGGACUGCACCGCCCGCCUGCCGGACCCGCCCCACCCGGGCUCGCCGCGCCAGCAGCCGCCGCACCGCGAUCUCAGGCCCCCGCGGGUGAUGGCCAUGCCCUGGGGCUGAGCGCACAGACUGCGUGACGGAGAUUCCCGAGGACGAGAGAGACUGAAGGGAGGAAAGGAAGGAGGGGCGGGCUCCUGGCAAGGCAUUCGCUCCUGAACGAGUCCUGCAAAAGAUGGAGAUGGAGAAGGAGGAGGAGGAGACCCGGGAGCUGCUGCUGCCCAACUGGCAGGGCAGUGGCUCCCACGGGCUGACCAUCGCUCAGCGGGACGAUGGCGUGUUUGUGCAGGAGGUGAUGCAGAACUCCCCUCUGGCCCGCACUGGGGUGGUCAAGGAGGGGGACCAGAUUGUGGGUGCCACCAUCUACUUUGACAAUCUGCAGUCAGGUGAGGUGACCCAGCUGCUGAACACCAUGGGGCACCACACCGUGGGCUUGAAGCUGCACCGCAAGGGGGACCACUCCCCUGAGCCUGGCCAGACCAGGACCCAUGAGGUCUUCAGCUCCUUCAGCUCCGAAGUGGUUCUGAGCGGGGAUGAUGAGGAGUACCAGCGCAUCUACACCACCAAGAUCAAGCCUCGACUGAAGUCGGAGGAUGGAGCGGAAGAGGACCCUGGGGAGACCCAGAGCCGCACCAUCACGGUGGCCAGAAGGGUCACAGCCUACACCGUGGAUGUGACGGGACGGGAAGGUGCCAAGGACAUCGACAUCAGCAGCCCUGAAUUCAAGAUCAAGAUCCCCAGGCAUGAACUGACUGAGAUCUCCCACACGGAUGUGGAGACUCAGCCUGGGAAGACAGUGAUCAGACUGCCCUCGGGCUCGGGGGUGGUGUCUCCAACCACAGGCUCUGCUGUAGACAUCCAAGCAGGGGCCAUUUCUGCUUCGGGACCAGAGUUCCAAGGUGCUGGCCAUUCGAAGCUCCAGGCCACCAUGCCUGGGAUAAAGGUGGGAAGCCCAGGCGUCAAUGUCAGCGCUAAGGGCUUGGACUUGGGUGGCAAAGGAGGGAUCCAAGUUUCUGGAGUGGACAUUUCAUCUUCUCCUGGGGGUGGAGCAGUCAGUGUGCAGGGGCCAUCCCUUGAGAGUGGCGGUAAUGGGAAAAUUAAAAUUCCCACCAUGAAGAUGCCCAAGUUUGGUGUCUCGACAGGGCCCGAGGGCCAAGUGCCAGGGGUAGGGCUGAGUGUUUCUGCACCUGAGUUCUCCAUGGGGCACAAGGGCAGCAAGCCAGGUUUGACCAUUGGCGCAAACAUCCAGGCCCCCCAGCUAGAAGUCAGCGCUCCUUCCACCAGUAUUGAGGGCUUUGUGGGGAAGCUGAAGGGCCCUCAAAUCACUGGGCCAUCACUUGAGGGUGACAUAGGCCUGAAAGGCGCCAAGCCACAAGGGAGCAUAGGGGUGGACAUUUCUGCUCCCAAAGUUGAGGGCAGCAUCACUGGCCCCAGUGUGGAGGUUCAAGCCCCUGAUGUUAAUGUUCAUGGGGCUGGGGGCAAACUGAAUAUGCCCAAGAUGAAAGUCCCCAAAUUCUCACUGUCAGGUUCUAAGGGAGAAGGAGCUGGCAUUGAUGUAACACUGCCCGAAGGUGAAGUGACACUUCCUGGGGUCUCUGGGGAUGUCAGCCUGCCUGAGGUUGCUCUUGGUGGUCUGGAAGGGAAGGUGAAGGGUACCAAAGUCAAGACUCCUGAGAUGAUUAUUCAGAAGCCUAAAAUCUCUAUGCAGGAUGUGGAUCUGAGCCUUAAGUCUCCUGAACUGAAAGGCGAUAUUAAGAUUUCUGCUCCUGGGAUACAGGGUGAUGUUAAAGGCCCUCAAGUGGCAGUUAAAGGCCCCCAAGUCGAUAUAGAGGCACCCAGUCUAGAGGGUGCCAAGCUUAGUGGCCCUUCUGGGAAGACAGGGACAUGCAGGAUCUCUAUGGCAGAUGUAGACUUAAAUGUGGCUGCUCCUAAAGUGAAAGGGGGUGUAGAUGUCACUCUUCCAAAAGUAGAAGGGAAAGUUAAAGUCCCUGGAGUUGAUGUUACAGGCCCUAAAGUGGAUGUCAGUGCCCCAGAUGUGGAGGUUCAUGGCCCAGAGUGGAACCUGAACAUGCCCAAGAUGAAAAUGCCCAAGUUCAGGGCUCCAGGAGUCAAAGGGGAAGGCCCAGAAUUAGACGUGAAUUUACCAAAAGAAAAUGUCAGUAUUGCUGGGCCCAAGGUCAGUGUGGAAGCCCCAAAUGUGAACAUUGAGGGUCUAGGGGGCAGACUUGAAGGCUCUGAUAUUAAGCUGCCUGAAGUGAGUGUCAAGACAUCAAAGAUCUCCGUGCCUGAUUUAGAUUUGCAUGUCAAAGGUACAAAGGUGAAGGGCGAGUAUGAUGUAACAGUGCCAAAGCUUGAAGGGGAACUGAAAGGCCCCAAAGUGGACAUUGAUGCCCCAGAUGUGGACGUUCACGGCCGAGACUGGCAUCUGAAGAUGCCCAAGAUGAAAAUGCCCAAAUUCAGUGUGCCAGGGUUCAAAGCAGAGGGCCCAGAAGUGGAUGUGAACCUGCCCAAGGCCAGUGUGGACAUUUCUGGGCCCAAGGUAGAUGUUGGUGCUCCAAAUGUGAGCACUGAGGGACCAGAAGGGAAACUGAAAGGGCCCAAAUUUAAGAUGCCUGAGAUGAAUAUCAAAGCCUCAAAGAUCUCCAUGCCAGAUGUGGACUUACAUUUAAAAGGUCCUAAAAUAAGGGGAGAGUACGAUGUCACAGUGCCAAAGGUUGAAGGUGAGGUUAAAGUUCCUGAUGUUGAACUUAAGAGUGCCAGAGUGGACAUUGAUGCUCCAGAUGUGAAUGUUCAAGGCCCAGACUGGCACCUGAAGAUGCCCAAAGUGAAAACGCCCAAGUUCAGCAUGCCUGGCUUCAAGGCAGAGGGCCCGGAAGUGGAUGUGAACUUGCCCAAGGCUGACGUUGAUGUUUCAGCAUCCAAGGUGAAUGUUGAAGUUCCAGAUGUGAAUAUUGAAGGCCCUGAAGGGAAGCUGAAGGGUCCCAAGUUUAAAAUGCCUGUGAUGAACAUCAAGGCCCCAGAAAUCUCCAUACCAGAUGUGGAUUUGCAUAUGAAAGGUCCCAAGGUAAAGGGAGAAUAUGAUGUUACAGUGCCAAAGCUAGAAGGGGAGCUGAAAGAGCCAAAUGUAGACAUCAGUGCCCCAGAUGUUGAAAUUCAUGGUCCUGAUUGGAACUUGAAGAUGCCCAAGAUGAAAAUGCCCAAAUUCAGCAUGCCCAGCCUCAAAGGAGAGGGUCCAGAAGUGGAUGUGAACCUGCCCAAGGCUGAUGUGGACAUUUCUGGGCCCAAGCUAGAUAUUAGUGCUCCAGAUGUGAGCUUUGAAGGCCCAGAAGGGAAAUUGAAAGGCCCCAAGUUUAAGAUGCCUGAGAUGCACUUCAAAGCUCCUAAGAUGUCUCUUCCAGGUGUUGACCCGGAUCUUAAAGGACCCAAAAUGAAAGGAAAUCUAGAUGUAUCUGCACCAAAAGUAGAAGGUGAGAUGAAAGUUCCAGAUGUGGAUAUCAAAGGCCCCAAGGUAGACAUUAAAGCACCAGAUGUAGAUGUUCAAGGUCCUGAUUGGAGCCUGAAAAUGCCCAAGAUGAAAAUGCCCAAGUUCAGCAUGCCCAGCUUCAAAGCAGAAGGGCCAGAACUGGACGUGAACCUGCCUAAGGCUGACAUUGAUGUUUCAGUACCCAAAGUGGACAUUGAUGCUCCAGAUGUGAGCCUUGAGGGUCCAGAAGGGAAACUGAAAGGCCCCAAGUUUAAGAUGCCUGAGAUGCACUUCAAGGCCCCUAAGAUCUCCAUGCCUGAUGCGGACUUAAAUUUGAAAGGCCCCAGAGUCAAAGGGGAUGUGGAUGUAUCUGUGCCCAAGAUAGAAGGUGAAAUGAAAGUGCCAGAUGUGGACAUCAAAGGGCCCAAAGUGGAUAUCAAUGCCCCAGAUGUUGAUGUUCAAGGCCCAGACUGGAACUUGAAAAUGCCUAAGAUCAAAAUGCCCAAGUUCAGCAUGCCCGGCUUUAAAGCAGAGGGCCCAGAAGUGGAUGUGAACCUGCCCAAAGCUGAUAUUGACAUCUCUGGACCCAAAGUUGACAUUGAAGCCCCAGAUGUGAGCCUUGAGUGUCCAGAAGGGAAGCUGAAAGGUCCCAAAUUUAAGAUGCCUGAGAUGCACUUCAAGGCCCCCAAGAUCUCCAUGCCUGAUGUGGACUUAAACUUGAAAGGCCCCAGAGUCAAAGGGGAUGUGGAUGUAUCUGUACCCAAGUUAGAAGGUGAAAUGAAAGUGCCUGAUAUGGACAUGAAAGGACCCAAAGUGGAUAUCAGUGCCCCAGAUGUUGAUGUUCAUGGCCCAGACUGGCACCUGAAGAUGCCCAAGAUGAAAAUGCCGAAGUUCAGCAUGCCCGGCUUUAAAGCAGAGGGCCCAGAAGUGGAUGUGAACCUGCCCAAAGCUGAUAUUGACAUCUCUGGACCCAAAGUUGACAUUGAAGCCCCAGAUGUGAGCCUUGAGUGUCCAGAAGGGAAGCUGAAAGGUCCCAAAUUUAAGAUGCCUGAGAUGCACUUCAAGGCCCCCAAGAUCUCCAUGCCUGAUGUGGACUUAAACUUGAAAGGCCCCAGAGUCAAAGGGGAUGUGGAUGUAUCUGUACCCAAGUUAGAAGGUGAAAUGAAAGUGCCUGAUAUGGACAUGAAAGGACCCAAAGUGGAUAUCAGUGCCCCAGAUGUUGAUGUUCAUGGCCCAGACUGGCACCUGAAGAUGCCCAAGAUGAAAAUGCCGAAGUUCAGCAUGCCCGGCUUUAAAGCAGAGGGCCCAGAAGUGGAUGUGAACCUGCCCAAGGCCAACAUUGAUGUCUCAGGACCUCAAGUAGAUGUAAGUGCACCAGAUGUAAAUAUUGAAGGUCCAGAUGCAAAACUAAAAGGUCCCAAAUUUAAGAUGCCAGAAAUGAAUAUAAAACCUCAGAAGAUAUCCACGCCAGAUGUUGGUUUACAUUUGAAAGGUCCUAAAAUGAAAGGAGAUUAUGAUGUUACAGUUCCAAAACUAGAAGGAGAGAUAAAAGCUCCUGAUGUGGGUAUUAAAGGCCCCAAAGUAGAUAUGAAUGCCCCAGAUGUAGAAGUUCAUGGCCCAGACUGGCACCUGAAGAUGCCCAAGGUGAAAAUGCCCAAGUUCAGCAUGCCCAGCUUCAAAGGCGAGGCCCCAGAAGUGGAUGUGAACCUGCCCAAGGCUGACAUUGAUGUGUCAGGACCCAAGGUAGACAUUGAUGUUCCAGAUGUUAAUAUUGAAGGUCCAGAUGCGAAACUGAAGGGCCCCAAGUUCAAGAUGCCGAGCAUGAAUAUACAGACACACAAAAUUUCUAUGCCUGAUGUUGGACUUAAUCUGAAAUCUCCUAAGCUGAAAAGUGAUGUAGAUGUUUCCCUUCCCAAAGUGGAAGGAGACUUGAAAGGUCCUGAAAUUGAUGUGAAAGCCCCUAAGAUGGAUGUGGAUGUUGGUGAUAUUGAUAUUGAAUGUCCAGAAGGAAAGUUGAAAGGCCCCAAGUUUAAGAUGCCAGACAUGCACUUCAAGGCCCCCAAAAUCUCCAUGCCUGAAGUGGACUUAAACUUGAAAGGCCCCAGAGUCAAAGGGGAUGUGGAUGUGUCUGUGCCCAAGAUAGAAGGUCAAAUGAAAGUGCCAGAUGUGGACAUCAAAGGCCCCAAAGUGGAUAUUGAUGCCCCCGAUGUGGAUGUUCAUGGCCCAGACUGGCACCUGAAGAUGCCCAAGGUGAAAAUGCCCAAGUUCAGCAUGCCCGGCUUCAAAGGAGAGGGCCCAGAAGUGGAUGUGAACUUACCUAAGGCUGACAUUAACAUUUCUAGCCCCAAAGUUGACAUUGAUGCUCCCGAUUUGGACAUUGAAGGACCAGAAGGAAAAUUAAAAGGUUCCAAAUUUAAGAUGCCCAAGUUGAAUAUCAAAGCUCCCAAGAUCUCCAUGCCAUAUGUGGACUUGAAUUUGAAGGGACCCAAACUGAAAGGGGGGAUAGAUGCUUCUGUCCCAGAACUGGAAGGUGAUCUUAGAGGUCCUCAAGUUGAUAUCAAAGGCCCCAGUGUGGAUGUGGAGGUGCCUGAUGUUGAUCUGGAAUGUCCUGAUGCAAAGUUGAAAGGUCCCAAAUUUAAGAUGCCAGACAUGCACUUCAAGGCCCCCAAGAUCUCCAUGCCUGAUGUCGACUUACACUUGAAAGGCCCCAAAGUCAAGGGGGAUGUAGAUAUUUCUGUCCCAAAAUUGGAAGGAGAUUUGAAAGGCCCCAAUGUGGAUGUGGAGGUGCCUGAUGUUGAUCUAGAAUGUCCUGAUGCAAAGUUGAAAGGCCCCAAGUUUAAGAUGCCAGACAUGCAUUUCAAGACCCCCAAGAUCUCCAUGUCUGAUGUGGACUUAAACUUGAAAGGCCCCAGAGUCAAAGGGGAUGUGGAUAUAUCUGUACCCAAGUUAGAAGGUGAAAUGAAAGUGCCUGAUGUGGACAUCAAAGGACCCAAAGUGGAUAUCAGUGCCCCAGAUGUGGAUGUUCAUGGCCCAGACUGGCACCUGAAGAUGCCUAAGAUCAAAAUGCCCAAGUUCAGCAUGCCCGGCUUCAAAGGAGAGGGCCCAGAAGUAGAUGUGAACCUGCCCAAGGCUGACAUUGACAUCUCUGGACCCAAGGUUGACAUUCAAUCCCCAGAUGUUGGCCUUGAGUGUCCGGAAGGGAAGCUGAAAGGUCCCAAGUUUAAGAUGUCAGACAUGCACUUCAAGACCCCCAAGAUCUCCAUGCCUGAUGUGGACUUACACUUGAAAGGCCCCCAAGUCAAAGGGGAUGUGGAUAUUUCUGUACCAAAAUUAGAGGGAGAGUUGAAAGGCCCCAGUGUGGAUGUGGAGGUGCCUGAUGUUGAUCUAGAAUGUCCUGAUGCAAAGUUGAAAGGCCCCAAGUUUAAGAUGCCAGACAUGCACUUCAAGGCGCCCAAGAUCUCCAUGCCUGAUGUGGACUUAAAUUUGAAAGGCUCCGAAGUCAAAGGGGAUGUGGAUGUGUCUGUACCCAAGUUAGAAGGUGAAAUGAAAGUGCCUGAUGUGGAUAUCAAAGGCCCCAAAGUGGACAUCGGUGCCCCAGAUGUUGAUGUUCAUGGCCCAGACUGGCACCUGAAGAUGCCCAAGAUGAAAAUGCCCAAGUUCAGCAUGCCCGGCUUCAAAGGAGAGGGUCCAGAAGUGGAUGUGAACCUGCCCAAGGCUGAUAUUGAUGUUUCAGGGCCCAAGGUGGACAUUGAUGUUCCAGAUGCGAAUAUUGAAGGCCCAGAUGCAAAACUAAAGGGCCCCAAGUUGAAGAUGCCAGAGAUGAACAUCAAGGCUCCUAAGAUAUCAAUGCCAGAUUUGGACCUUAAUCUUAAAGGCCCUAAAAUGAAAGGAGAGGUGGAUGUUUCACUUCCAAAUGUAGAAGGUGAUUUGAAAGGACCUACUCUUGACAUAAAGGGCCCAAAAGUGGAUGUAGAUGCUCCAGAUAUUGACAUUCAUGGCCCAGAAGGCAAAUUAAAAGGUCCAAAACUGAAGAUGCCAGACAUGCAUGUAAACAUACCCAAGAUCUCCAUGCCAGAAAUUGACCUGAAUUUGAAAGGCUCUAAGCUGAAGGGAGAUGUUGACGUCUCUGGGCCCAAAUUAGAAGGUGACAUUAAAGCUCCCAAAUUGGAUGUAAAAGUUCCAGAAGUGGACAUUUCUGGUCCUAAGCUCAACAUUGAAGGGAAGUCAAAGAAGUCUCGUUUUAAGCUUCCCAGAUUUAAUUUUUCAGGCUCCAAAGUUCAGACACCUGAAGUGGAUGUCAAAGUUAAAAAGCCAGAUAUUGAUGUAUCUGGUCCAAAAGUUGAUAUUAAUGCUCCUGAUGUUGAGGUACAAGGAAAAGUGAAAGGAUCCAAGUUCAGAAUGCCUUUCCUGAGUAUUUCAUCUCCCAAAGUUUCUAUGCCUGAUGUGGAGUUAAAUCUGAAAGGUCCUAAAGUCAAAGGCGACUUAGAUGUUGCAGGUCCUAAUUUAGAAGGUGACUUUAAAGGCCCCAAAGUGGAUAUUAAGGGACCAGAAGUCCAUCUUGAUGCACCAGAUGUGGAUGUUCAUGGUCCAGACUGGAAUCUGAAAAUGCCCAAGAUGAAACUGCCCAAGUUCAGUGUGCCUAGCUUAAAAGCAGAAGGGCCAGAUAUGGCAGUGGAUCUGCCAAAAGGAGAUAUCAACAUAGAGAGUCCCAGUAUGAACAUUGAGGGCCCAGAAAUCAAUGUGGAAGGUCCAGAGGGAAGCUUAAAAGGUCCCAAGUUCAAGAUGCCUGACUUGAAUAUCAAAGCUCCCAAGAUCUCCGUGCCUGACAUUGACUUAAACCUGAAGGGACCCAAGGUGAAAGGUGAUGUGGAUGUUUCUCUGCCCAAAGUUGAAGGGGAUUUGAGAGGGCCUGAGGUUGAUAUCAAAGGCCCCAAAAUGGACAUUCAUGUCCCAGAUGUGGAUGUUCAUGGUCCAGACUGGCACCUGAAGAUGCCCAAAGUGAAAAUGCCCAAGUUCAGCAUGCCUGGCUUUAAAGGAGAGGGCCCAGAAGUGGAUGCGACCCUCCCUAAAGCUGACAUUGACAUUUCUGGCCCUAAAGUAGACAUUGAUGUUCCAGAUGUGAAUAUUGAAGGUCCAGAUGCAAAACUGAAGGGCCCCAAGUUCAAGAUGCCUGAGAUGAACAUAAAAGCUCCCAAGAUCUCCAUGCCUGACAUUGAUCUAAGCCUGAAGGGACCAAAAUUGAAGGGUGAUGUGGAUGAGUCUUUGCCAAAAGUGGAAGGUGACCUAAAAGGCCCUGAAAUAGAUAUCAAGGGCCCCAAAUUGGACAUUGACACUACUGAUAUUAACAUUGAAGGCCCAGAAGGAAAAUUAAAGGGGCCCAAAUUUAAGAUGCCAGAGAUGCACCUGAAGAGCCCCAAAAUGUCAAUGCCAGAUAUUGAUUUAAACCUGAAGGGUCCCAUGGUGAAGGGUGAUGUGGAUGUUUCACUUCCCAAGGUUGAAGGGGAUCUGAAAGGCCCUGAAGUAGACCUGAAAGGCCCCAAAGUGGACAUUGAUGUUCCAGAUGUGGAUGUUCAUGGCCCAGACUGGCACCUGAAGAUGCCCAAGGUGAAAAUGCCCAAGUUCAGCAUGCCCGGCUUCAAAGGAGAGGGCCCAGAUGUAGAUGUGAAUUUGCCCAAGGCUGACAUUGACAUCUCGGGACCCAAGGUGGACAUUGAAGGACCUAAUGUUAACAUUGAAGGACCAGAGGGGAAGUUGAAAGGACCUAAGUUCAAGAUGCCUGAGAUGAACAUCAAAGCCCCCAAGAUCUCCAUGCCUGAUAUCGAUUUGCACCUGAAAGGUCCCAAGGUGAAAGGAGAUGUGGAUGUUUCCUUACCUAAGGUGGAAGGUGACUUAAAGGGCCCGGAAGUUGACAUCAAAGGCCCCAAAGUGGACAUUGAUGCCCCAGAUGUGGAUGUUCAUGUGGAUGCUCAUGGCCCAGACUGGCAUCUGAAGAUGCCCAAGGUGAAAAUGCCCAAGUUCAGCAUGCCUGGCUUCAAAGGAGAGGGCCCAGAAGUGGAUGUGAACCUUCCCAAGGCUGACAUUGACAUCUCAGGACCCAAAGUAGACAUUGAUGUUCCAGAUGUGAAUAUUGAAGGUCCAGAUGCAAAACUGAAAGGCCCCAAGUUCAAGAUGCCUGAGAUGAACAUAAAAGCUCCCAAGAUCUCCAUGCCUGACAUUGAUUUGCAUUUGAAGGGCCCCAAAGUAAAAGGUGAUGUGGAUGUUUCUCUGCCCAAAGUGGAAGGUGACAUAAAGGGCCCCGAAGUUGAUAUCAAGGGCCCAAAAUUGGACAUUGAAACUCCUGAUGUCAAUAUUGAAGGUCCAGAAGGGAAACUGAAGGGGCCCAAAUUUAAGAUGCCAGAGAUGAACAUCAAAGCCCCCAAGAUUUCUGUGCCUGACUUUGACUUAAAUCUGAAAGGGCCAAAGGUAAAGGGAGAUGUGGAUCUUUCGCUCCCCAAGGUGGAAGGAGAUCUGAAAGGACCAGAGGUGGACAUUGAAGGUCCUGAAGGAAAAAUCAAAGGGCCAAAAUUUAAGAUGCCUGAUGUCCAUUUCAAAACUCCUCAAAUCUCCGUGAGUGACAUUGAUUUGAACUUGAAAGGGCCUAAGGUAAAAGGAGAUUUGGACAUUUCUAUUCCUAAUGUGGAAGGAGAUCUGAAAGGCCCCAAACUGGAUGUCAAAGCCCCUAAGCUGGAUAUAGACACUCCUGACAUUGACAUCCAUGGUCCAGAAGGGAAACUGAAGGGCCCCAAGUUUAAAAUGCCUGACUUGCACCUCAAGGCACCCAAGAUCUCCAUGGCUGAAGUUGACCUGAAUCUGAAGGGUCCAAAGGUGAAGGGUGAUGUGGACGUUUCUCUACCCAAAGUGGAAGGUGAUCUGAAGGGCCCUGAAGUUGACAUCAAAGGCCCCAAAGUAGGUGUUGAUGUCCCAGAUGUGGAUGUUCACGGUCCAGACUGGCACUUGAAGAUGCCCAAAGUGAAAAUGCCCAAGUUCAGCAUGCCUGGCUUCAGAGGAGAGGGCCCAGAAGUGGAUGUGAACCUGCCCAAGGCUGACAUUGAUGUCUCAGGGCCCAAGGUGGACAUUGAUGUUCCAGAUGUGAAUAUCGAAGGUCCAGAUGCAAAACUGAAGGCACCCAAGUUCAAGAUGCCUGAGAUGAACAUCAAAGCCCCCAAGAUCUCCAUGCCUGACACUGACUUACACUUGAAGGGCCCCAGAGUGAAGGGUGAUGUGGAUGUUUCCCUGCCUAAAGUGGAAGGUGACUUAAAGGGCCCUGAAGUAGAUCUUAAAGGCCCCAAAGUGAACAUUGAUGUCCCAGAUGUGGAUGUUCAAGGCCCAGACUGGCAUCUGAAGAUGCCCAAGAUGAAAAUGCCCAAGUUCAGCAUGCCUGGCUUCAAAGGAGAGGGCCCAGAAGUGGAUGUGAAUCUUCCCAAGGCUGACAUUGACAUCUCUGGACCCAAAGUGGACAUUGAUGUUCCAGAUGUGAAUAUCGAAGGUCCAGAUGCAAAACUGAAGGGGCCCAAGUUCCAGAUGCCCGAGAUAAAUAUCAAGGCUCCCAAAAUCUCUAUGCAUGAUGUUGACAUGGGUUUGGAAGGACCCAAAGUGAAAGGAGACUAUGAUGUGUCUGUCCCUAAGGUUGAAGGUACUUUCAAAAGCCCAGAAGUAGAACUUAUAGGUCCAGGUCUGGAUUUUAAAGGCCCUGAUGCCAAACUCAGUGGCCCAAAUUUGAAGAUGCCAUCACUAGAUAUAUCUGCCCCUAAAGUAACUGCUCCUGAUAUUGAUUUACAUCUUAAAGCACCAAAAAUUGGAGUUUCUGGUCCCAAGUUAGAAGGUGGUGAACUGGACCUCAAGGGCCCCAAAGUUGAUUUAGAAACUCCAAGCUUAGAUGUACACAUGGAGAGCCCAGAUAUUAACAUUGAGGGGCCAGAUGUUAAAAUCCCCAAAUUUAAGAAACCCAAGUUUGGAUUUGGGGCAAAAGGCCCCAAAGCUGACAUCAAGUCACCUUGUCUAGAUGUGACUGUUCCUGAGGCAGAGCUGAAUGGUCAGACUCCUGAAAUUAGUGUUGGUGGCAAGGGCAAGAAAAGUAAGUUUAAAAUGCCUAAAAUUCACAUGAGUGGCCCCAAAAUUAAGCCCAAAAAGCAGGGAUUUGACUUGAAUGUUCCUGGAGGUGAAAUCGAUGCCAGUCUCAAGACCCCUGAUGUAGACAUCAAUGUUGUGGGGCCGGAUGCUGCACUUAAAGUUGAUGUGAAAUCUCCCAAAACCAAGAAACCUAUGUUUGGAAAAAUGUACUUCCCGGAUGUAGAAUUUGACAUUAAAUCACCUAAAUUUAAAGCUGAGGCCUCCCUCCCAAGCCCCAAAAUAGAGGGUGAAAUCCAGGCACCUGAUCUGGGCAUUUCUUCGCCGGGGAUUAAUGUGGAAGGUCCUGACAUCAAGCUGAAGGCUCCCAAGUUCAAGGCGCCAAGUGUGGAUGUCUCAGGGCCAAAAAUAGAGGGCAACUUAAAAGGCCCUAGGGUGCAGGCAAACUUGGACACAACUGACAUCAACAUCGAAGGCCCAGAUGCUAAAGUCAAAGCACCAUCUUUUGGCAUUUCUGCCCCUCAAGUCUCCAUCCCCGAUGUGAAUGUGAACUUGAAAGGACCAAAGGUAAAGGGUGAUGUCCCCAGUGUGGGGCUGGAAGGACCAGACGUAGAUCUGCAAGGUCCGGAAGCAAAAAUCAAGUUCCCCAAGUUUUCAAUGCCCAAAAUUGGUGUCCCUGGCAUGAAAAUGGAGGACGGGAGAGCCGAGGUCCAUGCCCAGCUGCCCGGUCUGGAAGGAGGCUUGAGCGCACCAGAUGUUAAACUUGAAGGGCCUGACGUGUCUUUGAAGGGGCCAAAAGUAGACUUGCCUUCAGUGAACCUCUCAAUGCCAAAAGUCUCUGGGCCUGACCUUGACCUCAAUUUGAAAGGACCAAGUUUGAAGGGAGACCUGGAUGCAUCUAUUCCCAGCAUGAAGGUGCAUGCCCCAGGGCUUAACCUCAAAGGUGUUGGUGGAAAGGUGCAGAUGGAAGGAGACGGGGUUAAAGUGCCGGGGAUCGAUGCCACGUCACUUAACGUUCAUGCGCCUGAUGUGACGCUGAAAGGACCAAGCCUGCAAGGAGACCUGAAUGUCUCUGGUGACAUCAACUGCCCGGAAGUCUCAGUAGGUGCUCCUGAUCUAAGCUUGGAGGCAUCUGAAGGUGGUAUCAAACUUCCCAAAAUGAAGCUUCCCCAGUUUGGCAUCUCCACUCCGGGGUCCGACGUAGACAUUAACAUCAAGGGGCCACAAGUGACUGGAGAACUGAAGGGGCCAGGCAUGGAUAUGAACCUCGGAGGUGUGAACCUGAAAGGGCCUCAGAUUUCUGCACCUCACAUCUCAGCACCAGAUGGGGACUUUAGCUUGGAAGGACCAAAAGUCAAAGGUGAGAUGAAAGGCCCCUCUGUUGGAGGAGGUCUUGCAGGCAUCAAUGUUCAGGGUUUAGAAGGAAGCCUCCAGAUGCCUGGAAUCAAGUCCUCUGGAUGUGAUGUGGAGCUGCCAGGUGUGAACGUGAAACUCCCAACUGGGCAGAUUUCUGGUCCUGAAAUCAAAGGUGAUCUAAAAGGUACAGGUCUAGGUUUUGAUGGGGCUGCUCCUGAUAUCGGCGUGAAAGGGCCUUCGUUUAACAUGGCAGCUCCUGAGUCAGAUUUCAGUGUUGGCUUGAAGGGCCCGAAAAUCAAAGGAGCUGUAGAUGUUUCCGGAGGUGUCAGUGCCCCAGGUAUCAGCCUGGGUGAAGGGCAUAUAAGCGUCAAAGGUUCCGGAGCGGAAUGGAAAGGACCCCAGGUCUCCUCUGCUCUCAACUUGGAUGCAACUAAGUUUGCUGGGGGACUUCAUUUGUCAGGACCAAAGGUAGAAGGCGAUGUGAAAGGAGGCCAGAUUGGACUGCAGGGUCCUGGGCUGAGUGUGUGUGGGCCUCAAGGUCACUUGGGAAGCGGAUCUGGAAAAGUAACAUUCCCCAAGAUGAAGAUCCCCAAAUUCACCUUCUCUGGCCGGGAGCUGGUUGGCAGAGAAGUGGGGGUGGAUGUUAACUUCCCCAAAGCCGAGGCCAGUGUCCAGGCUGCUGCCGCAGAAGGGGAAUGGGAAGAGUCCGAAGUGAAACUUAAGAAGUCCAAGAUCAAGAUGCCCAAGUUUAAUUUCUCUAAACCUAAAGGGAAAGGCGGUGUCACUGGCUCACCAGAAGCAUCCAUCUCAGGGUCCAAAGGUGACCUGAAAAGCUCGAAGGCCAGCUUAGGCUCUCUGGAGGGAGAGGCAGAGGGUGAAACGUCUUCUCCCAAAGGCAAAUUCUCCUUCUUUAAAACCAAGAAGCCCCAGCAGCGCUCAAACUCCUUCAGCGAUGAAAGGGAGUUCUCUGCGCCUUCCAUCCCAACAGGGACUUUGGAGUUUGAAGGUGGGGAAGUGUCGUUAGAAGGUGGAAAGGCCAGAGGGAAACACGGAAAGCUGAAAUUUGGUACCUUUGGUGGAUUGGGGUCAAAGAGCAAAGGUCAUUAUGAGGUGACUGGGAGCGAUGAAGAGGCAGGCAAGUUACAGGGGAGUGGAGUAUCCUUGGCCUCGAAAAAGUCCCAACUGUCAUCUUCUUCUAGCAGUGACAGCGGGACCAAGGUUGGCAUCCAGCUUCCCGAGGUGGAAGUGGCAGUUUCCACAAAGAAAGAGUAGCAGGCCUUUGUAUGUGUGUACAUAUAUAUAUAUAAAUACAUCAGCCUUGGGUGUGUUUGUAUAUAAACUCCAAAGAGAAACACGCCAUAGCCUCAGCAAUAAUGCAAAGAGCUUGCCUCUCCCAGUGGCAAGUGCUGACAGGAGCCUUGCAAAUAGCUCAAAGGUUCCAAGUUCCUCCAGCCCAUGUACAACGUCAACAGUAUUUGCAUUAAGAUUUCAGUUUUUUGGUUUUUUCUUUUUUUUUUGCAUUGAAUGCUGAGAGCUCCCGUUUACUAAGCAAGCUUUUGUGUUUAUUAUCCUCAUUUUUACUGAACAUUGUUAGGGUUGGGGUCAUGGAAACUCACUUUUUCAUUGUAAUUACUAUUGGGGCUUUUGUUAGUAAGGGAGGGUGGGGUAGGAGGCAGUAGACGCUGCAAGACCUUCAUUUCUCCUAAGAUUGGAUCCACUCAAACAGCAGACAUCCGAAGAUGGCCGCGAGGAACUGGGGGCCAGGGUGUUUGGGUGUUAGAGCUCUUUGGCAUUGCUUUUUUUCGCCAGGUGUGGCGGUCCCAGCCAGUUUGGUGUUGACAGCGAGAGGGAAUUAGAAUCUGUUUGCAAAUUGUCCAACCCACCAGCUCGACAUGAGGCUUCCAUUCUUUGUUUGUAAGAGAAGUAUUUGUGCCUGACCGCCAUGUCCCUGAUAUUCUGAUUUCUUUUAACAAAUGUUAUUGUGAUUAAGAAAAUUUUCCAGCACUUUAAUGGCAAGUUAAUUGAGAAUGUAAGAAAACUGAUGCUGUAAAAGGUGAAUAAAGCUGUUUAUUAACCCUGA
This is a messenger RNA of Trichechus manatus latirostris (Florida manatee), 15100 nucleotides long. RefSeq names its product AHNAK nucleoprotein (gene AHNAK). Gene Ontology annotation, biological process: regulation of RNA splicing. Gene Ontology annotation, cellular component: costamere; nucleus; cytoplasm. The transcript is spliced from 8 exons. The coding region runs from base 271 to 14292 and encodes 4673 amino acids. Lineage: Eukaryota; Metazoa; Chordata; Mammalia; Sirenia; Trichechidae. The record is from RefSeq and is a predicted model, not a curated record. Gene Ontology annotation, molecular function: protein binding.